GCAGUUCACCGUAAAUCUCCCAUCGUCUCGGACGCGUGUUGUUUAAGAUACUAGACCUGAAAUCUGGCAGGCGCUGAACUUGAUACAAACAGAAGCAAACGAAUGAAUAUUUGCACGUGUUUUUUCAUAACGAGCACGAGUGAACCUUUGAGUGUGUAGCAGUAGAGCACGGAUUAUAAGGCAAUCGGUGGAAAGCGAUGGAAUCUCUCUUAGCCUCAACACCAAUAAAAAUAAUUUGCAUUUGAGUCCCAAUAAAAAAUGAAUCAGAGCUUUAUAUUCAUCUUUAAAGUUAAAGCCCAAAUUAAUUAUUUGCGCUCAAUAUUAACAUGAAGUGAUUGGCGAAACGUUACCGACUUUUACUUUCCUGCAGCUUCACAUGGGCUGAUUUAACAAACCCAUGAGUGGCAAUUUUAGAAAGUCAACAGGAAGAGCUUGGAUUCUAAUGCGAGUGACAAACGAGGCCGCCAAAGGCUUUUUCUGCUUCACCGCAAGUCGAUUUACUGAUUAUAAGUGUUUCGCCUCUGCCAGAGUAUGGAUUACUGGAAGGCCAGGGCGUUGCUUCUGUCGUUCAUGUGUAUCAUUAGCACCGCCACGGCAGAUGGGGAAAUCAUUUUUCGCAUCGAUCCUCUCGCUUUAUUGUCGGCCACUUUGCGCACAUAUCAAAAAGCGGCAUGUGACUCGGAUCAAGUGGUUAUAGCAUGUCCCCGUGGUACUAGUAUUUCAAUCGAGUUUGCCCAGUACAAUAAGUUUGUUGCGAAAGACGGCUACAGUAUUGAAGAAUUAUGUCCUGGGUCUGGGGAAAUAAGAUCGGAAAUCCGGGGUAGAACAAAGCACCUUCUUCGCGGAUCGAUCUUUGGCUCACCCCCACUUAAAACACCGUCUAGCAAAUACGUGAAUGCUGGCCACUCCCUUGCAGUCCCAGUACAACCUGUUCCUGAAUCCAACAGCAGCAGUUCCGAAUCAAUUUCAAGCAUGUCGCCUUCAGUUGAUGAUAUUCAAAGUACUGAUUACACUACUGACAACGCUUCCGAGAACUGCAUGUGGCCAAAUGCAUUACAGUACUCCUUACUGCAAACUGUCGUCGAGGCCUGCCAAAAGAAGAAGCACUGCAAGUUCCACGGAUCCCCAGAAUUCUACGGCCAGGGCUCCAGCGGUGUGGGCGACUCGUCUGGAACCAGCAGCUAUCACAGCAGCACAGCCAGCUCCAAUGCAAUAAGCAGCGAUCCUUGUCCCAAGCGCAAAAAAAUUGUCGAAGUCGCUUACAAAUGUCGCCCAUAUGAGUUCCGGAGUAAGGUCGCUUGUCACAAUGAUGUAGCACAACUAGAGUGCAAUCCGUACUCCCGUAUAGCCGUAUAUAGUGCCAGCUUUGGAAGAACCGAGUACGAGAGCAUUCAGUGUCCCCAACCGCAAGGAGUUCGAGAAGAAACUUGUCUCGCUUCAUAUGCCACGGAGACUGUAAUGCAAAUUUGCCAUGGUAGACGUCGAUGUAACCUUGCAGCCGACGCAAAUACUUUUGGCAGCCCUUGCCAACCGAAUUCCCGAAUGUACUUAAAAGUUGUUUAUACGUGCGUGCCAAAGCAAGUCCUUAAAGAAAACAAGGCGUUGGAAGUGGAGGCUGACGAACCUGAAGAUUUUGGAGGUGAUCUGAAUGACCUCUACGACGAUGAGCUUAUCUAUAAGGAGUCCGAGGCAAUACCCAAACUGUACAGCAAUACAACGACGACUGUACGCCGAAACGGUACCAGAUCACUAGGGUUCGAGUUCAGCGUUAAUCCUGCGAACAAUCAGAGCAUGACAAACAGUUCUCUGGUAGUCGAAGGCGAUAGGAGUGGCGUCAAUCCUGUCAUGACGCACAGUGCCGACUUAAGUCUAGAGGAGGACCAAGAACGUCUCUAUUUUUAUCUUCUUGUCCUGGUUUCACUCGGAGUGCUAAUUUCCAUUGCCAUCUUCGGGACUAGGAUAGCGCUUCAAAAACACCGUCUGAUAACAGAAACGCUCUCCAGCUCCUUGGCAAAAACAACGAGACGGGCAGUUGAGGAAACAACUAUUCCAAGCGGCUUUAAUGACACCAUUUCCGAAAUAGACGCUGAAAUCGACCUUAAAACUACACUUCCUUUACCCAGCUUGUCCAAAGAGAAUUACUUGACUUACGCACCAACCAGCAGUCUGUACGCCGAUCUCCCCUGUAACCAGCUGGUCUCAGCGUGUAGUCCAGGAUCUGCCGCCGGGCAAAUAGGAAAACCGCACAUGGUUGGAUCUCGUCAAUCACCCGACCUUAUUGGCAUAACACCCGGACCUUUUGUGACUACAAGUAUGGCGGGCUUAGGCGGUCCGAUGGCUGGGAUGGUGACGUCGGCUAUUGUGAUUGGAGAUUCUACGCCCAGUAGUAGUUCCUUAGGCACUAUGAUACCUAUCACCCAGUACACAACUGCUCCAACAAUCAGAGGCGGGUACGUCAUAAGCGCUGAGAACAUGGGUGUAAUUCAGCGGGCGAGUAACACGCCCACCCCAUUAAACUUGCUGUCCGGGAGCACGCCAGAACACCCCCCGCAAGCCGGACCGAUAAUCUCGGCGGGGGCCAUGACUGUAACUCCACAGGCCCAUGGGCCUAUAUCGGCUGGGGGCGCAUCAAAACUGCGGCGUGUAAAGCCACCGUUUUUGCAGCCACAGCUUUCUUAUGAUGGCACUGCACCACGGACUCUCUCCACCGGAGUAGCUGUUGGCUCGCAGUUUUAUUAUGGAUGACACAGCACACUGGACUGUGACCCGUUUGUGUACACCACAGCUUUAGAUAUGGCACCAUCAACAUCCAGUACUCAGAAAACAGGGGAGGAGUUAGAUCGAGCAAGCUUAAAAAAUGGUGUUGACGCGUCUUAGCCAUCGGCGUCGGCAUUCCCAAGUUGCCCUAGGUUGCAAAAUUUCGAGCUAAGUAACGAGGCCAGUUCUUUCAAAACCGCAACAAGUGUUUUACAAUCCCAGCUAAAUCCAGACUGUGGAAAGGAUUGAAAAGGAUCCUAUCCAGCAAGCACACUGUUGUUUUCAACAUAAAAGAAAUAUUGGCACCCGCGUGUAUCUAAUAAAUAAAUGUUAUGUUUCCAAAAAAAACAUUCUUUUCAAAAUGUCGAUGGUACAUACAAGUUUGUAUUUCACUAGUGUGAGAGUCUUCCGUAUUUCGAUCAGACAUUAAUAGCAGAAAAUAUGAGAAUACAUUAAUAAAAUUUGGACAAAAAAGUAGUCUCCGGAGAAUAAUUUUGAGAAUUCACGGAAGGAAAAGUUCACAAGCAUAUGUAAAUCAAAUUGUAGGGAUGCGGUAUUUGAAUGCUACGGUGCCUCAACGUCCUGAAUAAAAACACCACUCCUUAUCGGCCCGCAUAACAAAAUUUGCGCCAAAGUAUAAUACAUUUUCAUUGUUAAAUCGGAAACUAUGCAGUUGACGGCAGAAAGGUAGUAAAGUUAGUCUUAGGCCCUGCGCAUUUGGAAAACCUGUAUAUUGGGGAUAGUAAUUCUUAUAUAAAAAGUUAGGAACAACGUGAAUAUAUGCAGUGUGCAUCUGCAUAGUUGCAUUCAAUCUUCGGUUUAAUGUCAUUAAAAUAUUUAUCAAUAAGUUUUAUUUAGACGUGGUUUGGGUUGAGGUUUACUUUUAAUGUCAAGUGCCUUCCUCAUUACAUUUAAGUGUAAAGUAGCCGUAAAAAUACCAAACCAUUGAAACGUAUGUUUGCUAACGUGUAAAAAAUAGUGCAGCAGUCAAUAUUGUUCGGAUAAAAGCAAACCCGAAAUUACAGGAACAGCUAUCUAAAGUUAUACAUAAAAAAAUAUAAAUGUUUGAAAGAACAAAUUUCCGGAUGUCCAAAGUUCUCAAAAGAACGCCAUUAAUUACUUGUAUUGAGGGUACAAUUCUAGUCAAAAAAUAUGAAUAUAUAAUUGGUACUCGUGUGUGAAAACGGUGAAGCAAAUAGAAAAAAAAUAACUCAUAAACAAUGCAUAAAGCCAUGUUAAUUAAUUUAAUUAGAUUUCCCUACGCUUAAGAAUCAUUCAAUAAUGCAAUCCAUAAAAUAAAUAAUAGAUUAAAAAAGUCAAAAAAUUAUCGGUAGAAUAAGUAUACAUAGUAAGUAAUAUGGUUUCUGUUGUCUCUUUUCCCCCUACAAGUAUGAAUUCUACAUUUUAUACGAUUCAUUUA
Drosophila mauritiana is the source of this 4177-nucleotide messenger RNA. RefSeq lists its product as uncharacterized. NCBI's taxonomy places the organism in Eukaryota, Metazoa, Arthropoda, Insecta, Diptera, Drosophilidae. Bases 532 to 2745 code for a protein of 737 amino acids. Gene Ontology annotation, molecular function: carbohydrate binding. The record is from RefSeq and is a predicted model, not a curated record. The transcript is spliced from 11 exons.